Camponotus floridanus (Florida carpenter ant) is the source of this 1212-nucleotide messenger RNA. RefSeq lists its product as uncharacterized. The record is from RefSeq and is a predicted model, not a curated record. Gene Ontology annotation, biological process: cilium organization. Lineage: Eukaryota; Metazoa; Arthropoda; Insecta; Hymenoptera; Formicidae. Gene Ontology annotation, cellular component: motile cilium. The coding region runs from base 1 to 1212 and encodes 403 amino acids. The transcript has a single exon.
AUGAAGCCCAACGAAAGCGCUUUAUACGUUGCAAGGUUUCAUCGCAGUUGCCGUAAUCGCGAGUCGCAUGACGCGGUCUCAGAGUUGGCGGCGGAACUGCGACGUGCCUACAUGGUGAAGGGACUGCAGGCCCAACUCGAGGAGAAACAGACUGGCAGAUACAUCGAACUCAUGCGAGAACGCGAGAGUGCCAAAUUGGCUCGCGAACAACAGCGAGAGAUGUUAGAAAAGGAUCUCCAGCGCCAAUCAGAGAUUCUACAGAAAUGCGAGGAGUACAGGCAGCAGCUGGACGAGCAGCUGACGCGGAAAGAAGAAGAGAAAAGAGUCCUCGUAGAGGAAGCUCGCGAAUAUAGGAAGUACCUGGAAGAAGUGGAUCGAGUACAGGAAGAACGGGAACUCUCGAGGGCACUGGAGAAGAAAUGCGAACUCGUGGAAAGAGCGAGACAAGAAAGACUGAUACUCGAAGAAAUGAAGAAGAUUCAUCGACAGGAGGAGCGUGAGGCGGAAGAGAAGAAGCGGCGGGAGGAUCUAAAAUAUUUGAAGGAGAUUGAAGAGAGAUCGAAGGAGAUGAGUAGACUCAGACAGGAGCAGAUAGAGAGACGCGAACGUGUCCUGUUGGAAACGACGAGGAUAAUGCUGGACGCUCAGGCUCGAAAACGAGAGAGGGAGGAACGUCUGAUUGAUCUCGUGGCUGAGGAGAUUAGGUGCGAGCUCAUAAUCAAAGAGAUGGAAGAGGCGAUGCACAGGAGAAAGAUGCGGCAAGAACUGGCAGCUAGUUUACGGGAACAGAUAGUCUUUACGAAGCAGUGUAAGCAGCGUUUCGUGGAGGAGGAUAGAGCAUGGGCCGAACAAGUCAUGAGGAAGAUUAUGGAAGACGAGAAGAUGGCGAGGUUCACGGCAGAGGCGAAAAAGAGGAUGAAAAUGCAGUACCGGAAGGACCUGGAGAAUUUGAUUGCGCACCGCCGCAGGAUUCGCGAAGAGGAGAUUGCUAAGAUUGAGGAAAUCGCUAAAGAGCAACGGAGGUUGGAACUAGCUGAGGCAGAACAUGCAAAAGAGGAAAGAAGACGCUUGUUGACGACGCAUGCAACUAAUAUUGCGAACUUUGUGAAUAGAGCAGUUCUCACGACUGAAGAACGACAAAUUCUUGCCGAAUUGAUGAAGGAAAGUCAUGACACUGAAAAUAUCAAUGACGAUGCACUGGCGAAAAUAUAA